Molecule: messenger RNA, 719 nt
Organism: Nilaparvata lugens (brown planthopper)
Lineage: Eukaryota; Metazoa; Arthropoda; Insecta; Hemiptera; Delphacidae
Product: esterase SG1-like
Exons: 5
Coding region: 300-704 (134 amino acids)
Source: RefSeq, a predicted model, not a curated record
AAACUUUACCUUGAGUUUGACGUUUAGCGUGAUGUCCUAAAGGUAAAGACCUAAACUUACUGUCUGUGUCCUAAAUCCUUUUGGAGAUGAUAGAAAGUUAAUAAUUUAGAUUGUCUAUUUUUUCCUACAAGUUAUAAUUUAUCGGGAAUCAGUUUAGUUUUGGUCACAACUUUAUAUUCGAGGUGUUUACAAGUUCAAAACUAGGUUGCAGCGUAGAACAGUUUAUCGUUUCAUUAUGAGAUAAUACUCCUGCGUUGGAAAAUUCAACGAGAAUCGAUGACAUCACAAGUCUUUUUGACAUGCUGCUUUCAUGUGUUCUGAAACACGUCGUAUCGCUGCAAAAUUGUAGAGUGGUGUAUAAAACCUUAUCAGUGAGGAGCACAGGGAAUUGUUCUGGUGCACUUAAUAUCUCAAAUAUGCAAUCGACAAGUGAAAUAAAGCUAUCGAUUGGCAGCUUAGUUGGGUGUAAAAAGGUGUCGGUGUACGAUAAGAGAGAAUAUUUCUCCUUCCAAGGAAUACCAUUCGCUGAGCCUCCAGUGGGGAAUCUCCGAUUCAAGGAUCCAGUGCCAGUAAAACCAUGGCAAGGCGUGAAGCAGUGCACGAAGGCAGGAAAUCCAUGCAUACAGAUUCACGAAUUCAGCAAUCAGCUGAUUGGCAGUGAAGACUGUUUGUUCCUGAAUGUCUACACACCAAAGGUGAAUUGAAAUGAAUCCAACUAA